AUGGUGUCAUCGAACGAUCCUAUCGAGACGAUAUUCAAUUCAAUCCAAGUCGUUAAAGAUGCUCUUCACCCCAUCGAGCUUGGCGUCAAAAAGGCUGCGAAAGACAUCGAGAGUUGUUGGAUAAGCAAAGAAAAGGACUUUCGUGUGGUUUUGAGAUCUUCAGGGAGAAACAGGAAGAAGCGGAUUAGUCCUAGUCCCGACUCUGAGGAGGACGAUGUUAAUACUGUUCAGAAGAAAAGUUUGUCUGUCAAGAUUCCUGUGAAGUCACUCUUUGGCAUGUUUUCACCUAAUCUAGCAAACGAGAAGCUUAGCCGUGGAAACGAGGUUGUGAAGAAGAAGAAGAAAGACAAGUUCUUGGGAAGAGAGGAGGAUGGUGAUGGUUCUUGUACGAAUUGCUUUAAGUUUGCUAUGACUUGGUCUUUGUUGGUUAGUGGCUUUGUCCAUGCGUUUCCUAUUCCUUUUAAGAAGAGGGUUCACAGAGAUGAGAAUACUCUUUUGCAUUCACGUAAACAGAACGUUAGGGCAAAGGCUAAGUCUAUAGAAAAGGAAGGGAACAACCCUUUUUCGCAUUCCAUGGGUUUUGUUAUUAAAAUGUUGGCUCAUAAUCUCCAGAAGCUGGACCGGUUUGUGCAGGAGAGUUCAAAGAAUGAAAAGGAAGCUACUCCGCUUGUUUUUAACAUUUGGGAUGCUAGGAAGCUUGAUGUUAAUGGGUUUCUUGGGAACUUGAUGUUUGCUAGAGUUGGAGACGUGGCGUCUGGUAUUGUUGGUCUGACUUCUCCUGUAAGUGAAGAUGGUGAUGAAAGUACUGCUGGUAAGGAGGAAAGUGUGGUUGAGUCUCCACAGAGUCUGGCGAGUGGAUUACUGAGUAUACCUUUGUCUAACGUGGAGCGCUUGAAAUCCACACUGUCCACUAUUUCAUUGACAGAACUUAUUGAGCUUUUACCCCAAUUAGGACGACCUUCAGGAGACCAUCCGGAUAAGAAGAAGCUUAUAUCUGUUCAGGAUUUUUUCAGAUACACCGAGUCUGAAGGAAGGAGAUUCUUUGAAGAGUUAGAUAGAGAUGGUGAUGGUAAAGUUACUUUGGAAGAUCUGGAAAUUGCAAUGAGGAGAAGAAAAUUGCCUAGAAGAUACGCCAAGGAUUUUAUGAGAAGAGCAAGGAGUCAUCUUUUCUCGAAAUCGUUUGGUUGGAAGCAGUUUCUGUCUUUGAUGGAACAGAAGGAGCCAACCAUCCUCCGUGCCUAUACUUCUCUCUGUUUGACAAAGUCUGGUACUCUUCAGAAGAGUGAGAUAUUGGCAUCACUGAAUAACGCAGGACUUCCUGCUAAUGAAGAGAAUGCUAUUGCCAUGAUGAGGUUUUUGAUGGCUGAUACUGAAGAGUCUAUCUCGUAUGGACAUUUCCGUAAUUUCAUGGUUUUACUGCCAUAUGAGCGGCUACAGGAUGAUCCUCGUAACAUCUGGUUUGAAGCUGCGACUGUUGUUGCUGUUGCACCCCCUGUGGCCUUACCUGCUGGAGAUGUUCUAAAAUCUGCAUUAGCGGGAGGACUUGCCUCUGCUCUCUCUACUUCUCUAAUGCAUCCCAUUGACACAAUCAAGACACGUGUGCAAGCAUCAACCUUAUCGUUUCCUGAAGUAAUAGCAAAGCUUCCUGAGAUUGGUGUCCGGGGAGUAUAUAAGGGUUCUAUUCCAGCGAUUCUUGGACAAUUUUCAAGCCAUGGCCUACGGACAGGAAUAUUCGAAGCAAGUAAACUUGUGUUGAUCAAUUUUGCUCCCAAUCUCCCAGAAAUUCAGGUUCAAUCAAUUGCAUCAUUCUGCAGCACGCUAUUAGGCACAGCUGUGCGGAUUCCAUGUGAGGUGCUGAAGCAACGGUUGCAGGCUGGCAUGUUUAACAAUGUAGGGGAAGCCAUUGUAGGGACGUGGAAGCAAGACGGUCCAGGGGGUUUCUUCCGUGGGACAGGCGCAACUCUUUGCCGUGAAGUUCCAUUAUACGUUGUUGGCAUGGGACUGUAUGCAGAGUCCAAAAAGAUGGUGGCGCAAGCACUGGGAAGAGAACUCGAGGCAUGGGAGACAAUAGCGGUUGGGGCGGUAUCAGGAGGCAUAGCAGCAGUUGUGACAACGCCAUUUGAUGUGAUGAAGACGAGAAUGAUGACUGCAACACCAGGGAGACCUAUCUCAAUGUCAAUGGUUGCUAUCUCAAUCCUAAGCCAUGAGGGACCGCUUGGUUUGUUUAAAGGAGCAGUCCCGAGGUUCUUCUGGGUGGCUCCUCUUGGUGCCAUGAACUUCGCUGGCUAUGAGCUAGCGAAGAAAGCUAUGCAGAAGAACGAGGAAGCUCUUGUGUCUGAUCAGCUUGGUCAGAAGAAGCUUUGCUGA
Messenger RNA from Eruca vesicaria subsp. sativa (arugula), 2367 nucleotides. The record is from the annotation of a GenBank genome assembly. NCBI's taxonomy places the organism in Eukaryota, Viridiplantae, Streptophyta, Magnoliopsida, Brassicales, Brassicaceae.